CCGAGGAACUUCUACCAGGAGACAGUGGUAGACACAAUCUGCAUUCAUUACGAAGAACGGAACUUGGAACUUAAAAAUAGACGUGAAUUGAGAAUGGGAGGUGAUGAAACCCAGAGGUUGCCAACAUCGGAUGGUAAGGUGAAACGCAAGGCAACCUUGCAGCAUGAGAAAAUCCUUGCCGAUUCCUUUUGCCUCGAAGCUGGAAGAUUCCAAGUUCACGUGGAUGAUGUCGUGUGGGACUGUAUGCUGAAUCAGGACGGAGCCCCAUACCACACGGCUGGCUUCGAGUUCCACGCCAUCGAAGAGACU
Darwinula stevensoni is the source of this 309-nucleotide messenger RNA. NCBI's taxonomy places the organism in Eukaryota, Metazoa, Arthropoda, Ostracoda, Podocopida, Darwinulidae. The record is from the annotation of a GenBank genome assembly.